CCCAGAAUAUAGCAAAACGUCGAUGAAUACAGCUAAUGUUCGAUCUGCUCAAUGCAUUAGCCACACUGGACACAUCGAUAGGUACUCGUGCGGCUGCAUCACUGAUCCACUAGCCACAUCGCUCGGCCCACUCCAGCGCCGUGCAACGCCCGUAGAGCAGAUUAGAAAACGUCUCAGAACCGGUUUCUGCACCAUAUUUUGCGGUCCCCUCACCGCAGACCCGAAUAGACCGUUCUGGACCCUUCAUUUGAGACAUGGGUAGGUGAACCGAUAGUUACAUUUAGGCCAUUUCUUAUCCGCAUUGCUCGAAUUCCUGCGCCACAUCUUCUUUGCCGUGCAUGGCUGUGGCUCGUUGCCGGUUUUAGACGUCUGAUGAGGUAUCCCCUCAGUUGCAUAUACUCGGCUACGGGGUUUUAAGGAGCCGGAGACAACUUCAAGCUGGCCUUGGAUAAAGAAGGGUGCCUACAAAGACCCGCGCCUCUUGUCAUUCUGGACAGGAGCGAUGACCUCACCACCAUGACGUCCUUUUGUAAUGGCUGUGUUAUUCUGAGAUAGUGAUUAGUAUGAUCUCGUUUCUGUCAAUACACAGACCAGAUGUCACUCAAAUCGGUUUUAUUUCAAGAGCUAUAUAAACCGAUAGCUAUGGAAGAUUUUCGCAGGCGAUAGCACAUGUAUAGAGACUCUUCUAUUCAAUGUACAUAGGCAGCUGACGAUAUGCUCUAUUAUGUUGAAACGAAUACCGGGUAGAAACAAGUGAAAAUCUACAAUUUCACACCUCACGUGUGAGAUACAAAACUUCCGUAUUAGAAUAUUAGUCUUCCAAUUGACAGGGUCCGAUCUCAGAUCUUGUCAGAGCUUGUGUCUUGCUGUGGCUUAGCUGUGGCUCGACAGCCAUCACGUGCGGUACCUUGUCGAACCCCGCGAGCUCACCGUUUGACCACCGACCACAUCGAUAGCUGUUCGAAAGCAUAGUAGCGAACUAUUAAUCGGCUCCAGCUCUGUUUUUUGGCAUCAGGAUUUGACCAUGGAUUUGGCUACCUUCGAUCAUCUACAGGAAGGCGCUCUUCCCAGCGACCCUCAGAAAUCAGAAGAAGCACAGUCAUCUCUCAAUAACGAUAUACAAGACGCCUACAAAGCAUUCUCAUCGAGCCCAUGGGGUGCUAAAAUCGGAGGCUUCUUUGGAAGUGUUGUCAAACAAGGCGAGUCGGUAUAUAACCAGGCUUCCAAGGAGCUCGCGGAAGUAGGUGAAGACGCCACAAAAGGGUUCGCCGAUCUUCGAGAAUCUAUUUUGAACCGCACACGUUCGCUGUCCGUCGCCGAAAACAUCGGUGACGAAGCCGCCGGUGAUGUUAAGGCAGACGGUAGCAAAGCUGUUUCGGGCGAGCCUUCAGCGGCCACAGAAAAUGACUCCAUACUGACGAGGCUACGAACCGGAGCAGCAAAACGAUUAAAGGAUUUACAACGGGCCGAAGAUGCAGCUGAUGAGGCACUUUUGAAGUUUGGAGGCAAUGUGCGAGACUUCCUGCGGGAUGCUAUCACAGUUGCUGCGCCCGAGGGAUCAGAUGAGAGCAGUAUUCUAUUUGAGAGUAAGGAUUCCGAAGGAAAGAGAGUCAUCCAUGCCUCUAGAUUUGAUGCGCAAAUGCAUGUCAUCCAUACAUCUACCAAGGGACUUUUAGAAGAGCCGGCUGGCGAAGAAUACACCAACUGGGCCAAGGACUUCGACGCGGAGAGCAAGACGGAUGCCAUCAGUUCCGACCUGGAAAAGUACCCCGAACUUCGAAGUACCAUGGAGAAGCUUGUACCUGACCAAGUUCCUUACGCCGAAUUCUGGACGAGAUAUUAUUUCUUGAGACACGGGCUCGAAGCCGCGGAGCUGAGACGCCGCGAGCUUCUCAAAGCCGCCUCGGCCGAAGAUGAGGUCGGUUGGGACUCUGACUCGGACGACGAAGCCGACGCUCCAAAGGGCGAGAAGACCAGCUCUGUUACGUCAAGCACCACCAUCCAUCCACCUGCUGCUAAGCUAUCCAAGUCCACCAGUAGCAAGCAACCAACGGACACCAAAUCCCAAGCAGAUAGCGAGGCGAGCUACGAUGUCGUUGGUGCCCAAUCGGGACUCCAAAGCCAAGCAGCAACAAGCCCAAAAGAGGCUAAGAAGGACGAAGAGAGUGAUGACGAUUGGGAAUGAUACACUAUUACCUUUGUUUGCACCCGUGUCGAUUGGUGCGGUGAGUCGCUCGGCGUUAAGGUCGUUAAUUUUGCUUUGAUAAUAUGUAUUCAAAUCAUUUUGGGUAUCGAGAUGGGUAGAUGCGCCAUUCGCGCACCACCAUUCAUUUUUUUUUAUGUCGAAAGAUCCCCUUCACCUCUUCUUGGUGACCAUGGUAAAUCCGUCUUCGUCAACUUGUGGUGCAGGCUUCUCCUUUCGUGUAGGCACCAAGGCCGGUGCUUCGUCCAUGUUCACGUCAUCAUCAUCAUCGCUUUCAGCAGCGCUAUCAUCGGGCUCAGCAUCGGUAUCUUGGUCGGGAUCCUCGGCCUUCUUGAAGAGUUGGUCGACCUUGCCCGUCUUGCUUGCGAACCGCUGCUGAAGUUCCUUGACUUCGGUGUAUUCUCCGACUGUACAUUGCAUUCGGAUGCGGAUGAUUUGCAGGGCCAGCUCGUAAGCAGAGUCAUCGUCGACGUUGACAUCAAACUCGUCCAUCAUCACUUGCAGCAGCACCGUCUCGACAUCCUCCACAUCGGCUUCUUGAGCACUUUUGGCGUUGGCAUCGUCCGUAAAUUCGGGAAAUAGGUCGACAAUGGCUCCCGUAAACCAGUCUCUCUUAUCGGCCGAGUCGUCUCCUCCCCAUUUGUUCUGUACCGACAGAGUAAGCGCCGGCCACAAGUUCAUUGCACAGGCAACGCCUUGUUCGAAGUUUGAUUGGCGGUCCG
Messenger RNA from [Torrubiella] hemipterigena, 2925 nucleotides. The record is from the annotation of a GenBank genome assembly. NCBI's taxonomy places the organism in Eukaryota, Fungi, Ascomycota, Sordariomycetes, Hypocreales, Clavicipitaceae.